Messenger RNA from Silurus meridionalis, 3371 nucleotides. RefSeq names its product probable E3 ubiquitin-protein ligase HERC6. NCBI's taxonomy places the organism in Eukaryota, Metazoa, Chordata, Actinopteri, Siluriformes, Siluridae. The transcript is spliced from 23 exons. The record is from RefSeq and is a predicted model, not a curated record. Bases 54 to 3107 code for a protein of 1017 amino acids. Gene Ontology annotation, molecular function: ubiquitin-protein transferase activity.
UUGACACACACACACACACACACACACACACAGAGCGUCUCUGCAGCAACAUCAUGUUCUUCUGCUGGGGAGAUUUAUCCAGAGCACAGCUCGCUUUUCCCGGUAUUGGAGGGAAUAUUUUCACUCCGACUUCAGUAGACUUCAGUGAACCUCUGGUUCAGAUAUGUUGUGGAGAACAGCAUACUUUAUUCCUGACAGCAAGGGGCCAGGUGCUUUCCUGUGGCCGAAACUCUAAAGGACAGCUGGGAAGAUCCAAAGUCAAAGAUACCAAACUACCAGUGAAGAUUGAAGGAUUGGGAGAUAUAGCUGCGGUGGCAUGCGGACAGGACCACAGCUUGGCUCUGGGUAAUUCAGGUCAAGUGUUUUCCUGGGGAGCUGGUGGAGAAGGUCAGCUGGGCCACAGCAUCCCGGUGGCAAAAUGUCCCAAACCAGUACCAGUUCCAUUACAGUUACCCUUCCAGAUACCAGUAGUGCAGGUAUCUUGUGGAAAUUUCCAUUCUUUGGCUCUAAGCAAGGGAGGUGAAGUCUUUUCGUGGGGUCAGAACAAAUAUGGGCAGCUGGGACUGGGAAAAUCAGUGGACCUGCAGCCUAACCCUGCACUCGUACGAUUUCUUGUUGGAGUUCCAGUCAUUCAGAUCUCGGCUGGUGGAUCCCACACCAUGGCCUUGGCUCUCCCAGGUCAGGUGUUCUGCUGUGGAGCUAACAGUGUUGGGCAGCUGGGCCUUAACAGGAUUGAUGAAAAUGGCAGAUUUACAGUGUGUGCAGUUCCAGCAUUGAAGUACUUGAAGGUGUCUUCUAUUAGCUGUGGAGCAGCUCACACUGCUAUCCUUACUAAGGAAGGAGAGGUGUACACAUUUGGAGAGGGAGCUCACGGUCAACUCGGGCACAAUUCCACCAAGAACGAGCUUCUACCCAGGAAGGUUGAAGGCAUUGAAGGACCUGCUAAACAAGUAACUUGUGGAAGCCAGCACACUCUGGUUCUGAUGCCAUCUGGUAUCCUCUUCACAAUUGGCUCUGGUGUAAAAUCUCAGGCGAGUGGUGAGACUGAGAACAGGCUGCAGCCGGUAAGACUGGAAGGAGACUGGAGCAGCUCAGAAGCAGGGUUGCUCACAGAAAUGAAGAUAUCAUCUGGAUACAGCACCAACUUUCUUUACUUUCCAUCUCUCAAGCCCAAUAUUUUUGGAAAGCCAUUCGGGAAACUUGAAGAAGCCCAAGUGCAGAAAUGGGUUACAAUGUUGGAGACUGAUAAAAGAAUCAAUGAAAUCAAAAGAGAGAUUUCCUUGACCUUUGCCACAAGCUCUAAUCUGGUCGCCUGCUUCCUCAAAGACAGUAGGAAUUCUUCAGGUGCCAUUCAGAUUGAUUUGAAUGCUGCUAGCCAAACAUUUGACAAGCUCUUGACCAUUCCCUGGAUCAAAAACUCAGUGAACAUCACACAUGUGGUGGACAUCCUUUUGUAUGCUACACCGGUGAUGAGGUGUCCUGAGAUCUUCCUGAUUCUGCCCACAUGCUCCUUUCUUCACGAACAUCACAGCAUCAUUCCGCUGGUGCUGCCGUUAGCUGUAGCCAUCACAAACCUCAGUGAAACUGCAUUGAAAAUCCUGAAAGAACACUGGAUCUCCAUGGAUGCCAACAUUAUGACAAAGCAUAUCCGCAUGUGGAAACAAGCCAUCGCCUUCCUCCUGAUGUCGCAUAUGUGGGUACAUUAUAACCCUGGUUUAAAAGCAGUGCUGGAAGUCCUCAAGUUACUUUACAAGGGAAACAAAAGGGCGGUGAAGUCAAAGAAGGUUCCACUCAGCGAGUUCUACAUCCCAGAAAUCGGCACCACACCUCAGUUACUGGAAAAUGAUGUUGCGCUGUGGAUAUCGAUUAAGCGUGGAGCAUUUUUGGAAGUGCCUCAGACACCUGCCAUUUUCUGCCGUUACCCAUUUCUCCUGGACCUGAUGAGCAAAAUCGUCAUUUUCAAAUACAUUGCUGAAAUUACAAAGGUUGCUCAUCAGAUCAUCCACAACAGUGUGGUGACUGGUGGAAUCCUUCAGGACAUGCACAGGGAAGUGCCAACACCAAUCCUCCAGCUGAAAGUGAGACGCACUGCCCUGCUUGAGGACACAUUCAGACAACUUAACAAUGCUGACCAUGAGAACUUCAAAAAAACUCUUGUGGUGCAGUUUGUAGAAGAGUCCAAACUGACAGAUGUGAACAAACGGGAUUUCUUUCUUCAUGCUUUUAGUAAGCUUUUGGCUCCUGAAUCAGAGUUGUUCAUGUACAAUGAUAAUCAAACAAUGAUCUGGUUUCCUGCCCAGCCAACGCUUGAAUUAAAACAAUACUUCCUGUUUGGGAUCCUCUGUGGCCUGGCUCUCUACAACAACAACAUUGUGUACAUGCCCUUUCCUCUGGCCUUGUUUAAGAAGCUGGUCAAUGUAAAGCCUAGUUUGGAGGAUAUGAUCGAGUUCCUCCCUGUGACUGGAAAUUGUUUGCACUGCAUUCUUCAUGAAUACUCUGAGGAAGUUGUCGCUGACUUGGACAUCGAUUUCUGUGUGCACUGGAACGGUGUUGAAACGGAGCUUGAGCCAAACGGAAAAGAAAAAUCUGUGACAAGUGACAACAAAAAGAAGUAUGUGGAAGCAUAUCUCGACUACGCACUGAACAAGUCAGUAGACCAGGUGUUUAAUGAGUUUAAGAGGGGAUUCUACAAAGUGUGUGAUGAAGAAGUGGUGAACUUCUUCCAGCCGGAGGAGCUCAGAGGAGUGAUGGUGGGAACAGAGGAAUACGACUGGGACACAUUCAAACAGAAUACCGCAUAUUCUGGGCAAUACCAUGAGAGACACCCUGUUAUCAUUGCAUUCUGGGAGGUCUUUGAGGAGCUGACGCAAGAGCAAAAGAAAGCCUUUCUUUUGUUUCUGACGGGUUGUGACCGCGUACCCAUCCUUGGAAUGGAUCAGGUUAGGAUGACCAUGUUAGACCGUCCCAACUCCACUCAGGACCAUCUGCCGGAAUCGCUCACCUGCCAUUCUUAUUUACUGCUCCCUCCAUACGAGAACAAGCAACGUCUACAGACAAAGCUUAUCGAAGCACUAAAUCACAACAGAGGCUUUUGGAGAGAAGAAUAAGAAAAUGUUUAGGUUGUACAUUGUUCUAAAAUGUAUUCACCAUUAUAACAUAUAUACUAUAUAGAUCAUAGAUUAUAUAUAACAUAGCAUUAUUAGUUUAUUAGUUUAUAGCAUUAUUAGGAUAAAUUGCAUGUGGAAACAAAUAUAUUAUGUCACUUACAAAGUAAUACGCAGCACAGAUAUAGUUGAUUAACCAAUAUUACACUUGUUGAAACUUAUUUAAAGGCUCUUCUAAUACAAUGAAAUAAAAGUAUGUUCAGUUUA